CAAUGACCAAUAUAAAUACAUACAUGUGUGUCAUUAUUUCCCCCUACUAUACUACUCCUUUCUUCUCCUGAGUCUUCAUAAUUCAUACAUACAUACACAUAUUCAUCGAUGGAGAUGGAAUUAGGCAUAGGCACGGAAGAGUUUCUUAACGAUGCUUCCCACAUCGCCAAGGGAAAGCGCACCAAGAGGCACAAACCCUUCUCCCCUUGCGACGUCGCCGCCAUCACUUCCAGCUCCUCAAGCGCCAACGACUCUGCUUCCUUCUCUUCCACCACCACCUUUCAAGACGAAGAACAAGACAUGGCUAACUGCUUGAUUCUCCUUGCUCAAGGAAAAACAGGCGGAGAAGAAACCGAUGAGGAAGAAGAUAACAAGAUGAGAGAGAAGAGCAAAAGAAUAUCGGAGGUCACGACAACCGAAACUACAAAAAUCGGUUUCUACAUCUAUGAAUGCAAAACGUGCAACCGAACAUUCCCUUCUUUUCAAGCUCUUGGAGGCCACAGGGCCAGCCAUAAAAAGCCAAAGGUCACAUCAGAUGAUAAAAAGAAACCGCAACCACAACCACAACCAAAUACUUUGGCGCUAAUCACAAAUUGCGACUUUGAAGAAACAAAGCAAGUACGUAUGAUGACAACAAGCCCUCCAAUUUCCCUUCAAUUGGGAUAUGGUGGUGCUAGCAACAACAAUAACGGCAAGCCCAAGAUUCAUGAGUGUUCAAUUUGCGGUUCAGAAUUCACAUCUGGACAAGCCCUUGGUGGUCACAUGAGGAGGCAUAGGACAGCUGUCAUCACUACUACUAGUCCUCAGCCAACUUGUGACGUGCCUGCCACGCUGGAGGUCGUUAAGCAGCCGCGGAAUCUUCUGGAAUUGGAUCUCAACCUUCCGGCGCCGGCGGACGACGACCACCACCACCGGGAUUCCCAGUUUCAGUUCUCGUCCACACAGAAAACCAUGAUGCUUUCUGCUGCACCGCGUUUGGUGGAUUGUCAUUAUUAAUUAGGAGGCCAGGUUGGGAAUUAGUUGAACAAGCUAAGCUAUGGGGGAAAUUAUUAUUAUUAUUAUUAUUAUUGCUGUUAUUAUUAUUAUUAUCAUUAUUAUUGUUUUGAUAAUGAAUUAUCGAUGAUCAAUGUGAAUUAUUAGCUUUAUUUUAAUUUGCAAUACACCUUAUAUUAUUACGAUUGUGAAUUUUA
Messenger RNA from Arachis stenosperma, 1190 nucleotides. Its product is annotated as zinc finger protein ZAT5. Bases 109 to 996 code for a protein of 295 amino acids. NCBI's taxonomy places the organism in Eukaryota, Viridiplantae, Streptophyta, Magnoliopsida, Fabales, Fabaceae. The transcript has a single exon. The record is from RefSeq and is a predicted model, not a curated record.